AUGACAACAAACGCACGGAGAAUCUUGCUGCUACUUCUCGUUCACUGUUGCAGCACAUCACUAUACAUGAAUCCAAACAGUUACGUUCCUACGAAAGACCUUCACGUCAAAAGAUUCCUAUCAGUGCCAGAAGCAAAACCACCACACAUUCACGCACCACAAAAAGCCAUGGCAAAACAAUCCACGCCCCCGACGCCCUCUACCUCUCACUCGGGCCCCCAUCGCCUACCUCCAAUAACACCAGUCUCCAAACCCCCCGAGCCCAAAGCCCUCACUCCCUCCAACAAACUCCACACCUACAAACAAUGUCUCCGUCACGACAAUCUGGCCCGCAACACCGCGAUAGCCGCCUUCAAAGCAACAGACACCUACAUCUACCAAAUGUGUCAUUACAAGCGCUACACAAUGUUAGCCGCCAUCGCAGCCGAAGUGGAUGCGAAAAGAAUCGAAGCAGGAGAACAUGUGUCUUGUUUGUUUGAGAAAGUGGAGAUGACAGAGGCGCCGCUUUCUCCUGAGGAGGCGAUGGAGAAGUGGGUGGAUUUGAGGAAGGAGGUGCAGUCUAAGAGGUCGGGGUUGAGGGGUAGGGUUGAGCGGGAUAUCAGGAUGCUGCCCAAGAAGGAAGUUGCUGCGGUCAAGAGCCUGAAAGAGCAGAAGGAAAGAGUCAAGGAGGAGCAGAACAAGAUGUCCGAGGGGUUUACUUCGAAGGGCAUUCCUCUUGUUAUGAUUGGCGAUGAUGAUGAUGAUGAUGAUGAUGAUGAUGAUUGA
Aureobasidium namibiae CBS 147.97 is the source of this 765-nucleotide messenger RNA. RefSeq lists its product as uncharacterized. Bases 1 to 765 code for a protein of 254 amino acids. The record is from RefSeq and is a predicted model, not a curated record. NCBI's taxonomy places the organism in Eukaryota, Fungi, Ascomycota, Dothideomycetes, Dothideales, Saccotheciaceae. The transcript has 2 exons.